UGCUCCUCCAGCUCCUCUUUGCAGAGCUGCCGUGCCCGGCUGGAGCCAGCCAGUUCUCCAAGUGGGAACUGCCGCUGACCAUGAAUACAAAUUUUCAUUUUGGAAAAAUUCUCUUUAGCAACACUACUAUUUUCCUAAAGUUUAGUGGCAAUGAAAGCGCCUGUGAUCCUUCUCAAAGUUACACUGUAAGCUGGUACUUAAGAUACUCCUAUUGCUACAAUGAAGUCUUCAAUUUCGGGGAUGAACAGGCAAAUAUAUAUUUUAAAAGCACUUCAGAACAACAUCCAGGUUGGGCAGGAUACUACGCUACGGCUGAUCUCCACUUCUCUAAUUGUAGUGAGCUUGUCAAGUCACAGAAUUUCUACAGUGAAUUUGUUCAUCCAGCCCCCUUAGGGAGUAAAGAGGAUGGGAAAGAGAAUGGAACAAACACUACUGUCGUAGAAAAUUCUGCAAUGAAUGCUGUAAUGCAAACAUGGAAAGAUGGGCCAUAUAUCUUUAUUGUAAAAGUUUAUAUUUCAUCUUCAAAGGAGGGAGUGAAUAUUAAAGGAACACAUGAAGAAUUGCCAAAUGUUAUGGCUCCUUCCGAUCAACCCAAAGCACCAUUAACAAUGACUGUGGAAGUGAUUGGACCAUAUGAAUACCUUUCUCUAUCAGAUUAUCCUCUUAUGAUUUUCUUCAUGGUGAUGUGUAUUGUAUAUGUGUUGUUUGGCGUUCUGUGGUUUGCGUGGUCAGCCUGCUACUGGCGGGAUCUACUAAGGAUACAGUUUUGGAUUGGUACAGUUAUCUUACUUGGAAUGUUGGAGAAAGCGGUAUUUUAUGCAGAAUUCCAGAAUAUUCGCCAUACAGGAAAAUCUGUCCGAGAGGCACUAAUCCUGGCUGAGCUACUUUCCGCAUUGAAACGCUCCCUUGCUCGAAUUCUUGUUAUCAUAGUGAGUCUGGGAUAUGGCAUAGUGAAACCUCGUCUGGGAGUCACUCUUCAUAAAGUAAUUGCAGCUGGAGCCCUUUAUUUGUUAUUUUCUGGCAUGGAAGGUGUCCUCAGAGUCACUGGGGCACAGAAUGAUCUUGCCUCCUUGGCUUUUAUUCCACUGGCUUUCCUAGAUACUGCCCUCUGUUGGUGGAUAUUUAUCAGUUUAACUCAAACAAUGAAAUUGCUGAAGCUCAGGAAGAAUGUUGUGAAGCUCUCUCUUUACCGACACUUCACCAAUACACUCAUCUUGGCAAUAGCAGCAUCUAUUGUUUUUAUCAUCUGGACAACUUUGAAAUUCAGACUGAUGGAUUGUAAGUCGGAUUGGCAAGAGCUAUGGGUUGAUGAUGCCAUCUGGCGGCUGUUAUUCUCAAUGAUUCUUUUUGUCAUCAUGAUUCUUUGGAGGCCAUCUGCCAACAACCAGCGGUUUGCUUUUUCACCAUUGUCUGAAGAAGAUGAGGACGAUGAACAGAAAGAGCCAAUGCUGAAAGAGAGCUUUGAGGGCAUGAAAAUGAGAACUUCAAAACAAGAAUCAAAUGGAAAUCCUAAAAACAACAAAGCACAAGAAGAUGAUUUGAAAUGGGUAGAAGAGAAUGUUCCUUCUUCUGUGACUGAUGUAGCUCUGCCAGCAUUACUGGAUUCAGAUGAGGAAAGAAUGAUCACACACUUUGAAAGAUCCAAGAUGGAAUGAAAGAUGAAACAACUUGCAGCAAAAGCUGUCUUACUGUUUGAGAAUGGAAGAAACUUUGUCUAUUUGGCAAUGUUCCAGUGCUGCUUUCUCUGAUAUGUUCCAUGAACUUUGGAACCACUGAUUAUUAUCAGAGGGAAUUUUUUUGUGAGGUCAGCAUGGAGGGAAUUUUGGUCAUGAAAAAUUUGCAUUUGCACUGUUUGCUGCCGGUGUGCUAUUUAAACUAUGGAAAUGUCUUUUAUUGCAGCAAAUUCUUUUAAAGUAAUACAGUUAAAACAUUUAACAAUUGGCAGAGCAACUUUUAAUUCAACACUAGAUCUAAAUCCCAUGAUUUAACUAUAAGGGGGUGGGAGAAAAUAAUAAGUUUCUUCAAGCCAGUAAGGAUGAACCAUGUGCAGAAGUUUCUUCAAACAAGCCAAAAGUGACCUCUGCUUGUAGAUAAUUUCCAGCAUGGUACGUUCAGUAAGAUGUUGCACUUAACUCCAGUAUCCAUUACUUGAGACUGUAAAUGGGGUGGGGUGAGGGUCAAUUCCUAUCUCCAUCCACUUUUCUUGGAAGACUUGACACCGUCAGAGCUGACAGAAACAUCAUCCCAUCUGUAAAUGUGCUUUGCAUACAAAAACAUGUAUGCAACACUCUGUCGUGUGUGAGAAAUCUGUGAAUCAGGAUCAGUGCCUUUUCUCUUAGAAGCAGUAACUAUUGUCUGAAGAUUCUGCUGUCUGGUUAGGAAAAUAAGAGAGUUUUUGAAGGAAAACCUUUGCUUAUGGAAAACUCCAAUAGAAGUAUUUGGGAGAAAUUAUGAUGCUUAAUAUUUUUUAGCAAAAUUAAGUGCACUUUUUUCAUUCCACAGCAUAGAAAAAUGUUUUCAAUUUAAUGUAUUUAAAACCAAUUAUUACUUAAUCCCAGGUGUGUUGCUAUCUCAUUGCUGGCAAUGAGGUCUGAGCGGUUAACUAUUUGAAUUGGAACAGUAAUUGAAUUGAAAACACCAUUGAACCUCAUAGCAGUUACCAACUAUCCCUAUUUCCAUGUUAAAAUUAUGCUAA
This is a messenger RNA of Thamnophis sirtalis, 2695 nucleotides long. It is a transcript of the gene TMEM87A, whose product is annotated as transmembrane protein 87A. Gene Ontology annotation, cellular component: Golgi cisterna membrane; Golgi apparatus. The record is from RefSeq and is a predicted model, not a curated record. Gene Ontology annotation, biological process: retrograde transport, endosome to Golgi. Lineage: Eukaryota; Metazoa; Chordata; Lepidosauria; Squamata; Natricidae.